This is a messenger RNA of Clunio marinus, 409 nucleotides long. Lineage: Eukaryota; Metazoa; Arthropoda; Insecta; Diptera; Chironomidae. The record is from the annotation of a GenBank genome assembly.
AUGAAUAAAAAGAAAAGAAAGUAUUUCACUUUUGUCUCACGUCGUGUUAGGUUUUUUGUUUUCUAUAUGUCAACCGUGACACUCAGUUUUCUCUUCUCUUGUUUCUUCAUAACAACAAUCAACAAUGCCGCGCCUUCUAACGAAGCUCACUUUCUUCACAGUCAAGAAAUCGAUAGCAAGUUCAGCAAAUUCAUGGAAAUUUUAAAAUAUGUCACUUUCUUGAAUGUCUUCUACUGCCUCAUGAUUCUUUAUAUAAUUCUGACAGUUCUUUAUACCAUCAUAUUUUUCAAGAGGUUUAAGAUGAAAAUGCUUAUUAAGUCGAAACUGAAGUCAGUGAAAGUUGAAACACCUGUAAUAAAAACAUGAAGUAGAACGAAUAAAUCUGUGUCAUAAAGUUCAUAAAACCAAA